Messenger RNA from Halteromyces radiatus, 1233 nucleotides. Its product is annotated as nucleoside phosphatase GDA1/CD39. The transcript is spliced from 2 exons. The coding region runs from base 1 to 1233 and encodes 410 amino acids. The record is from RefSeq and is a predicted model, not a curated record. Gene Ontology annotation, molecular function: UDP phosphatase activity; GDP phosphatase activity. Gene Ontology annotation, cellular component: membrane; Golgi apparatus. Gene Ontology annotation, biological process: nucleoside diphosphate catabolic process; protein N-linked glycosylation. Lineage: Eukaryota; Fungi; Mucoromycota; Mucoromycetes; Mucorales; Cunninghamellaceae.
AUGAUUGAUGCUGGUUCCUCAGGCUCUCGUGUUCAUGUCUAUCGAUUUAAUUAUUGUCAACAAGAACCUCAAUUAGAAGAUGAAGUAUUAUUCCAUAUGCUCAAACCUGGAUUAUCAAGUUAUAAAGAUGAUCCUAUGGCUGCUGCUAGAUCUUUGAAUGAAUUAAUGGAUUUGGCGGUUGAAAAUGUUCCUACUGAACUUCAUCAUUGUACUCCUAUUGCCGUCAAAGCAACUGCUGGAUUACGAUUAUUGGGUAAAGAUGUUAGUGACAAAAUUCUAGCUCAAGUAAGAUCUCAUUUGGAAACCAAUUAUCCCUUCCCUAUUGCGGGUGAAAAUGGUAUACAAAUCAUGGAUGGUAGUGAUGAAGGUGUUUAUGCUUGGAUCACAGUGAAUUAUUUACUUGGAAAACUUCAACCUUCGCAACGUGGAAAUUCAGCAGCAGUUUUUGAUUUGGGUGGAGCAUCAACACAAAUUGUAUUUGAACCUGUCUUUCCUACAACAUUAGAAAAAAUGGUAGAUGGAGAUCACAAGUAUCAACUCGACUAUGGAAAAGGUGAACCUUAUUCAUUAUAUCAGCACUCAUAUCUUGGAUUUGGAUUGAAUGAAGCUAGAAAACAUGUAAAAGAAGCAAUGAUCAGUUUAUGGCAUGAUGAAGCCAUCAAGACAGGACGUGUAUAUCAUCCAUGUUUACCACUCAAUCAUACGGAAACAAUUGCCUAUACAUCAACCAAUCAUUCUGAACCUAUCAAUAUUCAACUUAUCGGUACAGGGGCUGGUUCUACUCAAUGUCGUGCUGUUGUGGAAAAAUUAUUUGGAAAGGAUCUUCCAUGUGCCACUUCACCUUGUGCAUUUAAUGGUGUCUAUCAACCUUCACUUGUGGAUACUUUCAAGCUUCGGGAUUUAUAUGUCUUUUCUUACUUUUUUGAUCUCACUCAACCCAUGGGCAUGCCUUUGGAAUUCUCUGUGAUGGAAUUAGGAACACUGACUCGUCAUGUAUGUGAUGGUGAUAUUACGGAUUUGGUCAAACAUGUGCCUAACGCUUUGGAAACUUUACGAUCGGAACCUGAUUAUUGUUUGGACUUGACCUAUGCUUAUAGUUUAUUGAAGACUGGUUAUGAUUUACCUCCUGAACGAUUAGUUAGAACUGCUCAAAAGAUUCAUGGGGUAGAAACUGGUUGGUGUCUUGGUGCUUCAAUUGCUAUGAUAGAUAGUUUUGGAUUAUGUAAAGCUUAG